Cantharellus anzutake is the source of this 1372-nucleotide messenger RNA. RefSeq lists its product as uncharacterized. Bases 1 to 1086 code for a protein of 361 amino acids. The record is from RefSeq and is a predicted model, not a curated record. The transcript is spliced from 6 exons. NCBI's taxonomy places the organism in Eukaryota, Fungi, Basidiomycota, Agaricomycetes, Cantharellales, Hydnaceae. Gene Ontology annotation, molecular function: metalloendopeptidase activity.
AUGAUGCAAACAUCCCGUGUUCUCACUCUGUUCGGCUGGCUUCUCAUACUGACGAUCUCAGUGUUAGCUGCACCACUCAAGAUCAGUCUGAAUAUUCCUGAGGUGGUAGAUGACCUCGCCGAGUUUUCCGUGCAAGUCAAGGUCUCCAACGUCGGCAAGAAGCCUACCCAUUUGUUGCAUGAUCCAUACUCAGUGCUUUCUCCGGAGUGGGAGACAAACAUCUUUGACAUAGUUAAGGAUGACGGAAGCGUCCCUAAAUUUACUGGUAAUGAGGCAUCUGCUCUCGGCGACGAGUACACAACGUUCCUUCCUGGCCAGUCCCGCACCUACGUCCACCAACUGGGCAAGAGCCGAUACGAUUUCGCAACCCCUGGCUCAGAGGGGGACUUCUUCGUCUCGCUCAACCGUCUUGGCCAGAGGCUUACUCAUAUCCAUGACGUUAAUGACCCUUCCACACACGAAACUGUGGUGUAUGGCGUGAAAUUGGUUCGAAGCCCGUCAACGAGAAUCCUUGGAAGUACCGUCCUGGCUAAGCGCUCCGUCGGCCUUGAGAAACGUGCAAACUUUGCCAACUGUGACGUCUCCAUGCAAACCCAACUUCAAGACCUUGUUGUCCCUGCUGCACAGACCUUAGCACAGCAGGCAUUUAACUACAUGGACAUCCUGAUCAACCAAACCACGUCUCGGGCUAGGCUCUCGCCUCGCUACCAUAUAUGGUAUGGAAAUUAUACGAGGUCAAGAGGACUUCGAGUGAGAAGAAUCUUCCAGUCCAUGCAAGAUGGUCAAUUGUCAACCAACACCUAUGAUUGCUCGUGCACAACAUCGGGGUCGUAUGGCUAUGUGAAUAAUGAGUUUGGCACCGUUUACCUUUGCCCAGGGUUCUGGACUGCUCUCCCUGUAGGAUCGAACUCCCGCCCUGGGUUGUUGAUCAACCUUAUCAGUCAAUUUCGUCAGAAUGGUGGAACAAUGCAGCUCGCGACAGGCAUAGCAGCAUGCCAGGCCCUCGCGAAAACAAGCCCAAGGAAUACCACGAGGAACGCCGACUCUUAUGAGUAUUUCGCAGAGAAUUUCCCUCCUCUGCCCUGAGGGGUGUGGCCGUUUGUUGCAUUUGGUUCUGGCUUUGUUCUGUCCUCGUCAUGAUUCGACGGUACUGUUCAUCGCCUGCGUUGAAGUCCUGAUUCUUUCAAAUAGUUUCUCUCGUUCAUUCUGUUUCGGCUUUAUUUAGUUCCUUGACGUAUGGAUCUUCAUUCCAUUUUGGCCACGGAGUCGUUUCACCAAUUGAUUACUUUGUUUCAAUGUGGCUUGCAUCAUUUCUGGGAUCGAAAUUAAGUAUUACUUAUAUUAAAGUUAUAUGAAUUUCGCGGACAACUCA